AUGGGCUGCGGAGCAUCGAUGGGCGCAAUGGACAGCAACGCCUUCCAGGCAGCGCUGCGAGAAGGUGAACUGCACUGUCUGCACGGUCUUCCUGCAGCCAGCAGCUUGACCUACCAAGGUGUUUUCAACGAGCAUUCGUUCUACACUGGUGGGCCAGAAACCAACGACACUCUCUCUGUGGCUGCUCAUGCUGCACGCGGUCUUUCCGGACAUCCUAAUGAAGUUUGGGUCGGUUGCUUUCUGAAAUCAUGUCGGGACGGUCAACCACGAGAUAGCGUGCCCGUGGACAUGGUCGUUGUGCUGGAUGUGUCGGGUUCCAUGAGACUUGCCGUCAGUGGUGGCGACGGCAUUUCCUCUCGGCUAGAUUUGGCAAAAGAUGCAUUGCUUGCUUUGGUUGAGCGGCUGCGUGGCGAUGACCGAUUUGGUCUUGCAACCUUCACAAGAGAAGGUCACAUUGUGCAGCAGCUAACCUAUGUGUCAGAGCUGACGGACUUGGAUGCACGCGUGGCUGCAAUGACACCAGGAGGCGGCACCACGCUGGCUGCUGGCAUGGAGGCUGCGAUCAAAAUUUCCGGGGAGGCAGACGGCUCCAGACACCGGAGGCUUUUGUUCCUUACAGACAUGGAUGACUUGAACCCUGACCAACUGGACUACUUAGUGGCGUCCCAGGCUGACCGGGGACUUUACGUAUCUUUCGUGGGCAUUGGGGCGCAAUUCAACUCGUCUUUGGCAGAGGUGGUCACAAAGCACCGCGGAGCAAAUUAUUUCUGUAUGACACGGCAGGAGGAGUUGCACAAAAUCGCCGUGUCGAACUUCGACUGGAACUUCUUUCCUGCCGCGUUUGAUGUGCAGGUCACACACCAAAGUGAUGUCUUUGAGCUUGUGUCUGUAUAUGGCACGGCUCUCGACCCUCGCGAAGAGACGAUCGAGGCAGAGUGGACGCCCAGCACACACAGAUACUAUCCGGCGGGCUUCAAGCAGACAGUCCAAGCAUUGAUGCUGUGCAUUCAGCGGAUUUCUGGAGGGGCGCUUCCUAUGCCUGCGUUUCAGAAGAUCUUGUCUUUCCUGGAUGCCGGAGUUCGCUCCGUCGUCCGCAUCGACACUGUUUUUCCGAGCGGCAUUUCCGAAGAUGGCUCUGUCGAAGGAGGCCUGAUUCUGCUCCGACUAAAGCCUCAGGAAGCGCACUGCAGCAGCUCGACUACUGGACGCAUACGGCUGAUAACGCGCUACGAGGCUGAUGGCAAAGCCUGUGCGACAUGUCAGGACCUCACGGUGUCGGACGGCCUAAAUGAGAACACGAGCUUGGGCAGAGCUGUUCGAAAGGGUGUGAUGUUACAGCGUUACGUCGAGGCGUGCAGGCAGUAUUUGCUUCUCGGUGAGCCCGUGUUGGAGAGGGCGGGAUGCGAAGAGUACCUGGCGCAGCUAAGAUCUGCGUUGUCAGAUCUGCGAGCACUCCAGGCUGAGCUGGAGUUGCACAAGGAGUUCGCGGAUGAAACGUGCCCAGGGGUGCGAAGCCAAUUGGCCACCUUUUUGGGCAUGGCCGAGCGUCAUGCGUCUCAGGCAGGUGUUCCCCAGGAAGCGCAGCCGGAGCUGCAAAUGACGGAUCAGCCGGCCCUCGAGAAGCCCCUGGACCACCGCUAG
Molecule: messenger RNA, 1641 nt
Organism: Symbiodinium sp. CCMP2456
Lineage: Eukaryota; Dinophyceae; Suessiales; Symbiodiniaceae
Source: the annotation of a GenBank genome assembly